Molecule: messenger RNA, 2599 nt
Organism: Pomacea canaliculata
Lineage: Eukaryota; Metazoa; Mollusca; Gastropoda; Architaenioglossa; Ampullariidae
Exons: 13
Coding region: 1449-2438 (329 amino acids)
Biological process (GO): regulation of DNA-templated transcription
Molecular function (GO): DNA-binding transcription factor activity
Source: RefSeq, a predicted model, not a curated record
UUGAUUUUGGUGGUGGUGGUGGUAUAUUUGUCUGCACUGUUUACAUAAUGUGGAUAUACAGAAAUUCUUAUUAUGUAUUGUUUUAUAAACAGAUAAAUAUGCAUAUCUACUUUAACUUAAUAAUAAGUUAUGUUUGUUUUAUAGCUUUUAAAAAAAUUAAAUGUGAUAAGAAACAUUCACAAUUUUCAAGAAACUUGAGUUAGCAAUGCUUUGGUUGUACAGGUAGCUCAGCAUUUCUGCAGUGACUGGUGCCCAGAGUUUUUAUAUUUUGUUGUCAAUGUUGUCAAGCCCUUGGGUUUUGUUUUCUUUAGCUGUGAAAGUGUUUUUAUGCAUACAGUCCAUUUAUUAGGGGAAAGUUGAGAGUGGUGGUAAUAUUUUAAAGUUGCGAAAGCUUUUGUACUUUUCCAAGUUUUCUUGUUUUCUUCGGAUUUGUCCUUUGAAAUGGAUGUGAUGUCAGAGUUAAGUGCAUUGGAAAAAAUUGUGACCAUGGGACUAGUUUUUUAUUUGCUUUCCAGAUGUUUUUAGCAUUUCUUUUGCAUUCUAUGAGUUUUACAGAGGUAUAUUUUCAUCUUAUUACUUUCCAUUGCUGUGACUAAGUUUCUUUGCUCUUUGUAUUCUACUUCUUGGCCAUUUUCCCUUAGUGAAUCUCUAAAGUGGAUGGCUGUUUGAAGUUCUUGAGCCAUGCAGACUUACAAAAAUAUUUAACAUGUUUAGUACACAAUGGUGCAUAUUUGUUUUAUAUAGUCAGAAACUGGUUGUGCCAAUAAAUGAAGGCUUCAUCUGUAAUGUACAAAGGUGCACGCCAUUCACUGUCAGCAUGUAGCUUGUCCUCUCCUCCUCCUCUCUAAACCCAAACAUAUUCCUACACAACUGAUCACCAGCAUUCAUAUUUCAUGUAAUCUUCCUUCGAAAAUCAUACAAGGAAGUGUAAUUAAAUAAGUUCACGCGUUGAAGGUGGAAAGCUAGUCAGGGAGCUCCAGUUUCUCAGAAACAGAAUUACUAUAGUGGAAUCAAAAAAGAGUGGUAACAUCUGAGACUCAAAUCAAUUAUUCUAAAGUACAAAUGAUGAAUAUUUUUGAGCACAUUAAGAAUGAAGCAGAUAAAACUCGUCAAACCCUGGAGUAUACAAUAAAACUUCUGGAUCGUUGGCAGACAGAAAUCGAAAGUCAUGAUUUGGAAAGGAGAGAUCUGUUUGGAUCAGGGGAUUGGUAUGGCAUCCCACAUGAAACUUUUCAGGCAUUGAAAACUGCACUGAUGAGAGAUCUAAACAAAAUCAUCAGUGACUUUUUAAGAGAGCUGCCAAAGCUUCAACCCCACAUUACACAUUGGAAGAGAGGCCAGCUGUAUGAGCAGCAGUGCAGGCAUCCUAAACACAUGAGGAUGCCAGCCAUGUUGAAUUUCAGUGUCAGAUAGCAUUUACUAUCCUGGACAUCUUAUUCCAAUGUGUGAUGGAUGGAAGAAUUCAAAAAGUGUGUUCUGUAAUAGUCGAUGUGCCUGGAUCCAUUGAUAUUCCUGAGCCAACUGAGCUUGUGAGCUUGGAGGAGAUGCUGAAACACUGCAUGGAGAAGCUGAUCAACAUGUGUCUGGUGGUUUUUCUUCAUCCACCAAGCACGAUGAUAACAGAGAAGGGGAAAGUGGCUAGCAGAGACAGAGACACCAGUGACGUCAACAACAGCAAAAAGUUUAGCACUUCUGUUGGUCUCCUCGGAGGCAGUGUCCUUGAAGGGACUUUGGAAAUCACAGAAGUGAACAUGAAACUGAUGUUCAGAGAAGACAUUGCAGCAUCAUUAAGAGAUGUAACCACCAACACCUCAAGUUUUCAAAUCCAUGGCGAUCUGAUGACUAACAAGAAAAGCACAGAUCGUAGAAAUUCUGAAUGUGAGCAGAAGUGCUGCAUGAAGAUGUAUGAAAAUGUACGUGUUGAGAACUUCACCCGAAGGGACCAGAAGAAUGUGUACAAGCAGAUUUGCCAUGCCAUAUAUGAUGUUGUGUUUGAAAGUCCUCCAACAGGUUGGAAAUUCAAAGGAAAGGUUCUAUCCCUUCCAAUAGUUGUUCGCACUGGUGCCAAUCAAGCUUCAGAACACAAGGGGGCACAACUGUGGUAUGGGUUCAGUGCACAGAAUGUGUAUGAUGUCACAAGUGCAGUAGUCUCAUCGUUGUCCCUGGAUCAGGUCGUGCAGAUGAUGGAUGAACGCAUUUGUUUUAUUGGAGGCCGCAGUCUAUUGGAUUAUGAAAAGAAGUUCCUUCGUGAAAAAUUAGAGUGUGCUGUUAAAUCGGGAAAAACAAGCAGAGAAUCAGGAGACAAGAUCACGCUUGAUGCAUUUAUCAAGGAAAGGGUGCAGCUGGCAUCACACUAUCCAGGAGGGCCAGGGGAUACAGUAACCUUUUCACUCUGGCGCUGGUUUCACUGUAUUGUUAACCUCUUGAGGGAGAACUGAAGAAUCCAUGGAAGGAUGGUGUCAUUUUUGGGUUUGCAAGCCGAAAGCAGUGCAAUGAAGCUCUUGUGAACAGCGAGCCAGGAACUUGCCUUAUUCGAUUUUCAGAGAGCUGUGUUGAAGGCAACCACGAGAAUUCCAAAGGCCGAAUAGGUGUUGUGCUG